AUGCUCAAAACCCAGCUUGAAGCUAAACCCAUAAGUCUACCACCUAAAAUAUCAAGUGAUAAAAGUAUUGGAACAUUCAGUUCCGUGCCCUCUGGCAGCAGUUCAAUUUCUCACCUUAGUGCAUCUUACUCUUCUAAUCCUCUGAUGCAGUCACAUAACUUGAUGCUGAAUCCACCCUUGUCUGUCACAGCAUUUUCUGGUUCCAUUACCAAUGUUUCAAAUUCAGGAUCAUGUUCAGCUGCUGUGUUGCCAACAUCUUCAGAGUUAAGUGAUGAAUGCCCUUCCAAGAAACUAUGUAUGAAAGCACCUCUGAAUGUACGAGUAAGAAAAGUUUCCAGGCAAGGUCUUCAGAGUGUGAAAGAUUGGGUAUCUGGAAGUCUUGAAUCUACAUACAAAUCAGAUCCAUGUUCCAGAAGUUCAGUUGAAAGUCAGUCUGUCAAUAACAGAACUUCCCUGCCAGAAAACAAAAGCAGCCUGUACACUCCACAAAGUCUUCUGAACAAAUAC
Molecule: messenger RNA, 507 nt
Organism: Lymnaea stagnalis (great pond snail)
Lineage: Eukaryota; Metazoa; Mollusca; Gastropoda; Lymnaeidae
Source: the annotation of a GenBank genome assembly